Molecule: messenger RNA, 5713 nt
Organism: Equus caballus (horse)
Lineage: Eukaryota; Metazoa; Chordata; Mammalia; Perissodactyla; Equidae
Source: RefSeq, a predicted model, not a curated record
CCAAAGCCCUUGCUGUAAAAGGGAAAAGUCGGCGAGGCGUCUGGAAUGUGGGGGUGUAGCCUGUCUGGGACCCGCCUUCUUAUGAAUAUUCAUAAGCCGGGAAGGACGGCGUCUUAACCCUUCGUUGCCGGGCCGGCCGGAAGGCGGCCCCUCCCCCCGCGGGCGGGAACAGGAUAUGAGGCCGGGCGGUUGGGGGGAGGGGAAGCCCCAGGCGACCGCCCCCCGCCCCACAGCUGGGACCAGACUCUCCCGCCACUGAUGUGGCGCCGUCGCUGCCGCCGGAGCCCAGUCCCACCCAUCCCGGAGCCUCAGGGGUCCAGAGUAGCGGACUCUGGCGCCCCGAAUCUCUGCACCGCAUCCUGAGACACCCUGAAGCCCAGGCCCCCACAUCCAGGCUAGAGGACCCCAGAUAUCCAGAUGCCCAGCGCCCCCUCCUGGAGGAGCCGGAGUCCAGGACAUCAGCCCUGCGCGACCCUGGAGGCCGGGCUUCCUGCACCCUAGUUUGAAGAACUUAGGAUCCCAGACCGGACAUCCCCUCCUGGGCUUCCCAGAAAUCCAAGACUCCCGGGGGCUGGAGGAACUUGGGAUACGGACUCCCCGCGCCCCAACCAGUCUAUUUUGGGCUGAAGCGCCCACUGCUUCAAGGGGACCCAGGAAUUUGGGACUCCCCGGCGCUCCCGCCUGGAAGUGGUUUAACUCCUGCUCCUAGAGUUAGGGGAACUCAGGAAUCCGGGCCCCCCACGGCCCGAUCUAGACGACUCAGGAAUUUGGGUCCCCAGCACCCCCAUCUGAGACUCAGGAGUCGAGGUUCCCAGCAUCCCCCAUUUAGAGGACCGAGAAAUUCGGACCGCUGCACCCCAUCCUCUAAGAGGCCCCGGAUUCUGGUUCCCGGAGCCGGAGAGCCCGAAGUUGACGCCCCCGACUUGGAGAGACCCAGGAGUCCGGGCUCUGCGCCUCCCCGGAGACCGUGCCGGGGGCCGAGGAGGAACCGGGUGCCUCGGUUCGGAGCUGGAGACUCCUCGGGAGGGGGUCUCUCUGCAGAAGCCGCUGAGCCGCUCAGCCAUGCCCGAGGGAGCCCGUGGACUGAGCCUGUCCAAACACAGCCCUAGCCUUGGCCGUGGCCACACAGGUGAAGUGGGUGACUGUGCAGCUGUGUGUGAGACCCGCACAGCAGCUCCUGCAAACCCUGCCAUGGCCUCCCCCCGAGGGUCUGGGAGCUCCACAUCCCUGAGCACGGUGGGCUCUGAGGGGGACCCGGCUCCGGGGCCCACCCCAACCUGCUCAACCUCCAAGCCGGAGCCCCUUCCAGGGCCCCCCAUCAGUCUGCAUCUGUCGCCCAUGGGGACCCCCAGUUCAGCAAAACCCUCGAGGCUGGAGCGUGUGGCCCGUGAGAUCGUGGAGACAGAGCGGGCCUAUGUCCGGGACCUCCGCAGCAUCGUCGAGGACUACCUGGGCCCUCUGCUGGACGGCGGGGUCCUGGGGCUGAGCACGGAGCAGGUGGGCACACUGUUUGCCAACAUCGAGGACAUCUACGAAUUCAGCAGCGAGCUCCUGGAGGACCUGGAGGGCAGUGGCAGCGCGGGGGGCAUUGCCGAGUGCUUCGUGCAGAGGAGCGAGGAUUUUGACAUCUACACGUUGUACUGCAUGAACUAUCCGAGCUCCCUGGCCCUGCUCCGGGAGCUGUCGCUGUCUCCGCCGGCAGCCUUGUGGCUGCAGCAGCGCCAGGCCCAGCUCCACCACUCGCUGCCCCUGCAGAGCUUCCUGCUGAAGCCUGUUCAGCGCAUCCUCAAGUACCAUCUGUUGCUGCAGGAGCUAGGCAAGCACUGGGCGGAGGGGCCGGGCGCCGGGGGCCGAGAGAUGGUGGAGGAGGCCAUCGUGUCCAUGACAGCGGUCGCCUGGUACAUCAACGACAUGAAGCGCAAGCAGGAGCACGCUGCGCGCCUCCAGGUGGGCCCAGGCUGGGCGGGGCUGGCUGCGAGGCGUGGGCAUGUGGGUUCUCCAUGGCCGGUGGUCAGUGCUUCAGAGGCAGCCUGGGAGGGUGGGCUCGGACAGCGUGGACGGCGGCUAAGCCCCCGUCCUGGCGUGGCUGGGGCCCCGCAGGAAGUGCAGCGGCGGCUGGGCGGCUGGACCGGCCCGGAGCUCAGCGCUUUCGGGGAGCUGGUGCUGGAGGGGGCCUUCCGAGGUGGCGGAGGAGGCGGCCCCCGACUCCGAGGGGGUGAGCGGCUGCUCUUUCUAUUCUCGCGGAUGCUGCUCGUGGCCAAGCGCCGGGGACCGGAAUACACCUACAAGGGCCACAUCUUCUGCUGCAACCUGAGCGUGAGCGAGAGUCCUCGGGACCCCCUGGGGUUCAAGGUGUCCGAUCUGACCAUUCCCAAGCACAGGCACCUGCUCCAGGCCAAGAACCAAGAAGAGAAGCGGUUGUGGAUCCACUGUCUCCAGCGCCUCUUCUUUGAGAACCACCCUGCCUCCAUCCCUGCCAAGGCAAAACAAGUUCUCCUUGAAAACAGCCUGCACUGUGCUCCUAAAAGUAAGCCUGUCCCAGAGCCCUUGACGCCCCCACUUGGAUCUCCCCGACCUCGUGAUGCUAGAAAUUUCACUCCUGGGCGAAGGAACACAGCUCCGUCCCCAGGACCCUCUGUCACGCGCCGUGGCCGCAGGCAGUCUGAGCCAGUGAAGGACCCUUAUGUCGUGUUUCAACAGAAUGCUAAGCCUAGGCUCAAGCAUGCUGGCAGUGAGGGGGAGCUCUACCCGCCCUUAGAGCCUCAGCCACCAGUUCCAGCUUCUGGACCCCCUGAGGACCUGGAGGACACUGGACCCCCCACACUGGACCCUUCUGGGACUUCCAUCACUGAGGAAAUCCUGGAACUGCUGAACCAAAGAGGCCUCCGGGACCCGGGGCCAUCGCCUCAUGACAUUCCCGAGUUCCCCGGAGACUCCCAGGUGCCAGGCGACAGCGAAACCCUCACAUUCCAAGCCCUGCCCAGCCGGGAUUCGUCAGAAGAGGAGGAGGAGGAGGAGGAAGAGCUGGACAUGGACGAACGGGGGCCCUCCCCACUGCACGUGUUAGAGGGGCUCGAAAGCUCCAGUGCUGAGAUCGCUGACGCUCCCUGCCUUAGCAAAAACCCUGACGGGCCCAACCUCCCUGAAAUUCCCGGCCUUUCUGAAAUUCCCAGCAUUCCCCGCCUUCCCAGUCUUUCGGACAUUUCCACUGUUUUUGAAAUGCCCUGCCUUCCAGCCAUACCCAGUGUCCCUGACAUUCCAAAUCUUUGCAACGCUCCCGCCCUUCCCGCUGACUCUUGGCUCCAGGGACCUCUGCAGGAGCCGGAGAAGGCUCUAGCCGCCAGGAGAGAACUGUUCCCUGGCAGCGCUUCUGGAAAACUGGGGGAGCCCUCCUCAGGAGGCAGGGCAGAGCAAGAGGAGGAGGAAGGGGUAGCAUUCCCAGAUUUCCAGCCCCAGGACAUCCCCCGAGAUCAGGGGUUCCAGGAUGAGCUGCCAUUUCGCUCUUGCUCAGAAAUCCGGAGCGCCUGGCAGGCACUUGAGCAGGGGCAGCUGGCUCGGCCAGGUUUCCCGGAGCCACUGCUGAUCCUGGAAGAUUCGGAUCUGGGUGGAGGCAGCAGGAAUGGCAAGGCAGCAGCCCCGAGUGCGGAGAGGGCGGCGUCCCGGGUGCGAGAGCUGGCCCGGCUCUACAGCGAGCGGAUCCAGCAGAUGCAGCGGGCUGAGACCCGCGCCUCAACCAAUGCCCCCCGCCGCCGACCCCGGGCUCUGGCCCAACCCCAGCUGGCCCCCUGCCUGCCCCAUGAGCAGGCCGAGCCAGGGCCCCUGCCUGCCUUUGGACACAUGCUGGUAUGUGAGCUGGCCCUCCCGCUGACCUGUGCCCAGGAAUCUGUCCCCCUGGGCCCCGCUGCCCGGGUUCAAGCUGCCACACCUUUGUCUAAGCAGCGAGACUGCCCAGAUGGCCAGAGUCUAAAUGUUUCAAAUGUGCCUGAGCAAGACCGUCUAGGCACCCAGCUUCCAGCUGCCACCCCUUUGCCUGAGCAAGGAGGCCUCUGGAACAUCCAGAGUCCAGCCACCACACCUUUGCCCAGGCAGGACUUUGGCCCCUUGACCGUCCAGAUUCCAGCUGUUACAACUUUGUCUGAUCAAGAAGGCCACCCGGAAAUCCCGGUUCCAGGGACCACUCCUUUGCCUGAGCAGAGAGGCCCCGUGGAUAUACAGGUUCCAUCUACCGCCUCCUUUCCUGAGCAAGGACACCACGUGGACAUAGAAGUUCCGACCGCCCCAGCUUUGCCCGAGCAGGGAAGUUGUUCUCAUGUCACGGUUUCAGCUACCACUCCUAUGCCCAAGCGAGAAGUCCUCCUAGACAGCCAGAGCCCACCCAGCCCCCCAGUAACUAAGCAGGGAUCUUCUAGCAAUGCUCAGUUCCCGGCCGCUAUCUGCGGCCAAGCUGUCAGCCCUUUGCUCGUGCACAAAAGCAGCCUGGACCAUCAGAUCCCAGCCAAGACCCCAGUGCCCUUGCAGCAUGACCCCCCAGACGUUCAGGUUCCGGGUACCCCACCUUUGCCUGCACAUGGAGGCCACCUGGACUGUCAGAUCCCAGCCAACGCUCCAUCGUCUUUGCCCCAGGACCCCCCAGAUGUUCAGGUUCCAGGAACCCCACCUUUGCCUGCACAUGGAGGCCGCCUAGACCAUCAGAUGCCAGCCAACGCUCCAUCAUCUUCGCCCCAGGACCCCUCAGACCUUCAGGUUCCAGCUGCCACGCUUUUGCCCCAGCCACAAGGCCUCGCAGGCACCCGGAUCCGAGCCCUCCCAUCCUUACCCAAGCAGGGAGGCCUCCCUGACACCCAGGGUCCAGCUGCUGCACCUUCACUUCAGGAGCAAAGCCUUUCAGAUCCCCAGGUCCAAAAGCACACACCUGUGUUGGAGCAGAAGCGUGUCACUACCGUCCAUGUUCCAGCUGCCACACCUUUGCCUGAGCUGGGAGGCUCUGGGGACGUUCAGGGCCUGUUACCCACCCCAGUUCAGACCACCAUGGUUUUGUCCAAACCUGGAGGCCACUCGGUCUCUCCUGUCACCAGUUCAGAAUCUUCAGACUUGACCCCACCCCAUAGUCCCCUACCUGCAACCCGUCAGCUCCUGGGCCCCAACGCAGCUGCCCUCUCAAGGUACCUGGCAGCAUCAUACAUCAGCCAGAGCCUGGCUCGGCGUCAAGGGCCUGGGGGAGAUGCCCCCCUAGCCUCCCGGGGCCCCUGGUCCUCCUCUGCCCCAACAUCACGGGCACCUUCACCGCCACCCCAAGCCCAACCCCCACCGCCCCCAGCCAGGAGGCUCAGCUAUGCCACCACUGUCAACAUCCAUGUCGGGGGUGGGGGGCGGCUGCGGCCAGCCAAGGCCCAGGUCAGGUUGAACCACCCUGCUCUCUUGGCGCCCACCCAGGAACCCAUGGGUCUUCGCAGGGCCCAGGGGGCUCCAGACGCCCCUUUCCACACGUGAGCCAGGAUGUCAGGCUUCUUGAAAAGCAAGGACUUCAACCAGAUGCCACAGACCCUCAGAACUUCACCCAGAAGUCUAGACACUGAACACAGGUCUAAAGAUGGCUGCAGCUUUCCAGCUCCUGGGAUCUGCUUUGGCGAAUGGUUCUUGUUACUUACCUUGAUUAACUCAAAAGGGAUGGGGAAGGGGUGUCAUUAAUAUUUUGUUAAUUAAUAUUAUGAAA